Paramecium sonneborni is the source of this 141-nucleotide messenger RNA. NCBI's taxonomy places the organism in Eukaryota, Ciliophora, Oligohymenophorea, Peniculida, Parameciidae. The record is from the annotation of a GenBank genome assembly.
AUGAUCAAACAAAUUAAAAUAGUAAUUAUUAAACCUACUAGAAUUAAUUUUAAAAGCUAUAAAAUGAAAAGACUUAAGAAACUUUUAAUAAUGAAGUUUGAAGAAGAAAGAUUGAUAUUAAUGAUUAAACAACUUCUUUGA